This is a messenger RNA of Mesocricetus auratus (golden hamster), 1407 nucleotides long. RefSeq names its product pregnancy-specific glycoprotein 22-like. Gene Ontology annotation, biological process: T cell activation. The record is from RefSeq and is a predicted model, not a curated record. The coding region runs from base 1 to 1407 and encodes 468 amino acids. NCBI's taxonomy places the organism in Eukaryota, Metazoa, Chordata, Mammalia, Rodentia, Cricetidae. The transcript is spliced from 5 exons. Gene Ontology annotation, cellular component: external side of plasma membrane.
AUGGAGGAGCCCUCUAUGCUUCUCUGCAAGGGGUGUACCCCUGGGCCGCGGCUUCUGCUCACAGUUUGCCUUAUAUCCUUCUGGCCCCUGCCCACCACUGCCCAGUAUUCCAGCGAAACAGUGCCAACUCUAGUGGCUGAAGGAGAUAAUGUUCUUAUCCCCGUACAUAAUCUUCCAAAGAAAAUUAAAUCUAUAACCUGGUACAAAGAGAUAAAAAAUGAGACAAAAGCAAUCGCAAUAUAUGAACUGCGCAAGAAUUCAAGUCAACCCGGGCCUGCACACACUGGCAGAGAGACAAUUUUUUACAAUGGAACCCUGCUGUUUGAAAAAGUGAACAUGAAUGACAGAGGAUUUUAUACUCUACGCACCCAUAACAGACGUGGAAAAAUUGUAUCAACAACAAAGAAGUAUCUCAACGUACUCCCUUUCCUUUGGAAGUGUGGGCGCCUUGCUGCCCAUCCCAAGACCACUGUUGAAUUAGUGCCACCCAUCGUUGCUGAAGGGAGAAGUGUCCUUCUACUCAUUCGCAAUACUCCGGAGGCUAUUAUCGGCUAUAUCUGGUUUAAAGGAACGUUUGACUUCAAGAACCUUGUGGCUAUCCAUCAUGUAGGAAAGGGCGAACAAACCCUGUGGGGGCCUGCGUACAGAGGAAGGCACACAGUGAACAGUGAUGGCUCUCUGCUGAUCCAGCAUGUCACUCAGAAAGAUGGUGGCUUUUACAUCCUACGAGUUCUGAGAAGAGAUGGGGACUAUGAAGAUGUACAGGUGCAACUCCCCGUGGGCGCUUCUGCGUUCUGUAACCCACUGACUUCCCAAAUUGCGAUCCAGCCGGUGCCUCCAUAUGCUACUGAAGGGCAACGCGUACUUCUCCAAGUUCAUAAUCUUCCAGAAGAUAUUUUAGCCUUUUACUGGUACAAAGCAAAUUACAGAUCCUCAGGUCUUCAAAUUGUAGAAAACAUCAAAGUCACGAAUUCCAUCACCUGGGGACCUGCACACAGCCAAGGAUGGAUGGUGUACAAUAAUGGAUCCCUGAUGCUCCCGCAUGUCACUGAAGAAGAUGCAGGAGUGUACAUGCUAGAAGUUGUAAACAAAAAUGUCGAAUUUGAAACAGCAUACGUGGAAUUCUAUAUAAAGAAGUAUGUGACACAACCCAUUGUUCAAAUCACUGACAAUACACUCACAGGAGGUACAUCUGUGAUCUUCAUUUGCAUUUCACCCGACACUGAUGUCUCCAUCCGUUGGAUCUUCAAAAAGAAUAAUCUGCAGCUCAAAGAGAGGAUGACUCUCUCCCCCACAAAGUGUGGACUCAGAAUAGAUCCAGUCAUGAGUGAGGAUGCUGGAGAUUAUCAGUGUGAGGUCUCCAACCAAUUCAGUUUGAAGACCAGUCUCCCAGUUUACUGGCCAUGA